GUCGCUGUUGCACAGGCGUGCGCAAUUUUGAAGAGUGACAUGUUUGGUAUCUAUUUACUUGGUGUAACACAGUGUUUCUCAACUCCAGUCCUCAUGGACCCCCAACAGGUCAUGUUUUCAGGAUUUCCCUCAGAUGAAACAGCUGUGGUAAUUACUAAGGCAGUGAAACUGAUCAAAUCACCUGUGCAAAAUAAUGGAAAUCCUGAAAACAUGACCUGUUGGGGGUCCAUGAGGACUGGAGUUGAGAAACACUGGUAUUAGGUUAUGUAUUAAAAAAAUGUUUUUUAUUUAUUUUUUCCCAAAAAAUUGUGUUUGAAAACCACUGUGCAAAUA
Staurois parvus is the source of this 333-nucleotide messenger RNA. The record is from the annotation of a GenBank genome assembly. NCBI's taxonomy places the organism in Eukaryota, Metazoa, Chordata, Amphibia, Anura, Ranidae.